Nerophis lumbriciformis (worm pipefish) is the source of this 1756-nucleotide messenger RNA. RefSeq lists its product as uncharacterized. Gene Ontology annotation, biological process: response to bacterium. NCBI's taxonomy places the organism in Eukaryota, Metazoa, Chordata, Actinopteri, Syngnathiformes, Syngnathidae. The record is from RefSeq and is a predicted model, not a curated record.
AUGGGAGCCGGAGACCCAGUGUCCUUGAAGAUACCGGGCACAGUUCAGGUGAUGGCGCUGAGCGUAAAGCCGCUGCAGCUGGCGAGAUGGUCUGAUGCUCACUUGGUCAAACGAGAGGAGAAAAUGUGGAUCGUGCUUCAUCUGCUGCUCCUGCUCCAAAGUGGAGCAUGUACAGGUGCUUACAACUUUUCCACUCUGACUCUUGGACCUGGACAAAGUAUCUCUCUGCCAUGUCCCCGCGGUACAACUAAGAAUGUUGAACACUUAAUUUGGAUCCGACUUGUUUCUGGAGCUUAUCCUGAAAUUUUAGCUAAAAUGGCAUCUUACGAAUCAGGACCUGUUGAACGUGGAACAUCAAAUACUGGACAUCACAUCACAGCCAAAAAAGAACAAGAAACAUUUGUUCUGCAAAUUAGUCAAGCAGAGAAAAGUGAUACGGCGAUCUACUACUGUUUAAAAGUGGAAUUAGAUCAACUCUCGUUUUUGAAAGGAAUAUUCCUUCAGGUCACAGAACCAGAACCCUCCGUGUCUGUUGUCUCUGAAGUCCGACCAGGACCACCUGUGAAGUUGCAGUGCUCAGUCCUCUCCCACUCUGGGAAUGAAAUCUGUCAGGAUGGACCCAAAGUGUCCUGGUUCAGCACUGGACCAGAAAGUGUCCAUCCAAGCUUUGUUUACACUCAUGACGAAUGCAAGAAUAUCAAUGAUAAUUCCACACAGAAAUGUGUCCACACUUUCUCAAAGAACGUCAACUCCUCUGAUGCUGGAACUUACUUGUGUGCUGUGGUCACAUGUGGGAGGAUUUUCAUGGGAAAUCCAAUAAAAGUCAAAACUAAAGAUUCCAGCAGCUCUGAUUCAUGCAAGUAUGUUAUAAUCGUCUUGAGUGCUGCUUUGGCCUUAAGUUUCAUCAUGUCAGCCAUCCUCAUCAACAAGAUCAGGACAAAAAACUGUUUUUGCUGCAAAGCUGGUCCACAAACACUCGAUGAAACAUUCAGUCGCGUCCAGCAGAGAGACGAGGACUCUUUGGUUUAUUCCAUGCCGACCAUUGUUACCAAGAAAACUGGCAGAGCGAGGCAGACAAAUACAAGGGCAGCAGGGGAAUUCAGCACGUACGCUGACGUGCGUCUUCAAAAUGAUGAUGAACAAGACCCAAGAAGCUGCGUCUAUCACCUCUCUCUGACCGUACUCAACUCCUCUGACACCGGAACAUACUACUGUGCCGUAGUCACGUGUGGACAGAUCCUGUUCGGACAAGGAACUCAUGUGGACACACAACAAGACGUGAAAGCAGCUGCCGUUUUGCUGAGUGCUCUGCUGGCCUCCUUCGCUGUUGUGGUCACUGUUUUAGUUGCUUAACUUGUAUUUUAUUUUUACCAACAGUAGUAUUUUUUUUAUAAUUUCAUACACAUAAUUCUGUAACGGAACGUUUGCUUUUUUUUUUCCCAAGAUGACGCUGCUGUCGUGGCUGCUGGUGGCAGGAGCUCAUCCUUUUGUGUUCCUGAACUGUUUUUAACUUUUAAACUGUUUUUAUCUAACAAACUGUUCUUAGGGUAAUUUAUAUUUGCUUUUUAAAUGUGUAUUUUUAUUUCUGAUUUAAAUGUUAUUUUUUAGUCUGUCCUUUGCCUCUAUUUCUUUGUGGUGUACAUCCCUUUGUUUUUCAACUGUGCUUGUUUUUAAAGGGCUUUAUAAAUAAAGUUGGUAUGGUAUAGUAUGGUAUGUUUCUCUCUUGUUUUCAUGUGGGGUUUUUUUUGCCUUUUGG